Hirundo rustica (Barn swallow) is the source of this 1734-nucleotide messenger RNA. RefSeq names its product ectodysplasin A receptor (gene EDAR). Gene Ontology annotation, cellular component: plasma membrane. Bases 388 to 1734 code for a protein of 448 amino acids. The record is from RefSeq and is a predicted model, not a curated record. Lineage: Eukaryota; Metazoa; Chordata; Aves; Passeriformes; Hirundinidae. Gene Ontology annotation, biological process: positive regulation of canonical NF-kappaB signal transduction; positive regulation of JNK cascade. The transcript has 12 exons. Gene Ontology annotation, molecular function: signaling receptor activity.
GGGACUCCUCCUCAUCCUGCGGGGCUCCUCUAGGUGGGGCAGGCGAGUUUCCGCACUGAGUGGAGCCCGCUCCGGCGCCCGCGGCUCCGCCGAACUUCCCAGCGGAGAGCGAAGGGAAGGAGAAGUUGCGAGGGGACCGCGGGGCCGUGGGCUGGCGGCUCCGAGGUGUUUGGGCUCACGGGGAGCCAGCUGGGGACAUUCAUGACAAACUCUGCGAGCGGAAGGGACGCGCACUGGCACCUGUGAGAGCCCGAGCGAGCGGGACCCCGCGCCCUGUGCCCGCCGGAGCCGCUCCGGGUACCCCGCGCCCUGUGCCCGCCGGAGCAGCCCUUCUCCGGGCUUCGGAGGCCGUGAGACCGUCUGUGCAAGGUAAAAUAUCAAGAGAGCAUGGCUCACCUGGGUGAACGUAAAUGGACUCACGUGUUCCCUUUCCUGAUGGUCUCCCUGGUGUACUCUGCCAGUGCCGAAUACUCCAACUGCGGUGAGAAUGAGUACUACAACCAGACCACUGGCAUGUGCCAUGACUGCCCCAAGUGCGAGCCGGGUGAAGAACCUUACAUGACGUGUGGAUACGGCACCAAAGAUGAGGACUACGGCUGCGUCCCCUGCCCUUCAGAGAAGUUUUCCAAAGGAGGUUACCAGAUAUGCAGACGGCACAAGGACUGCGAGGGUUUUUUCCGAGCCACAGUCAUGACGCCUGGGGAUCAGGAGAAUGAUGCAGAGUGUGGUCCUUGUCUCCCAGGUUACUACAUGCUGGAAAACAGACCUCGGAAUAUCUAUGGGAUGGUUUGCUACUCGUGCUUGCUGGCGCCUCCCAACACCAAGGAAUGUGCAGGCACUAACUCUGGCAUUUCAGCCAUUUUCCCAAGCACCUCUGGCACAAGCACUUUCUCACCUUACCAGCAUGCUCACAAAGCAGAUCUUUCAGGACAAGGACAUCUGGCUACAGCUCUUAUAAUUGCUAUGUCUACUAUCUUCAUAAUGGCUAUUGCCAUUGUCCUCAUCAUCAUGUUUUACAUUGUAAAAACAAAGCCAUCUGCUCAAGCCUGUUGCAAGAGCCACUCAGUAAAAAAUGUCGAAGCUCAGGUUAACACACAAGAAGAGAAGAAAGAAGUGCAAGAUAAUGUUGUGAUAUUCUCUGAGAAAGAGGAGUUUGAAAAACUUACAGCAACUCCAGCUAAGGCUGUCAAAAGCGAAAAUGAUGCAUCUUCGGAGAAUGAACGACUUUUAAGCCGGAGUAUGGAUAGUGAUGAAGAAGCUGCAGUUGACAAGCAAGGGACUCCAGAGAGAUGCUUGUUAUCUUUAGUGCAUUUGGCCAGAGAAAAAUCUUCUACAAGCAAUAAAUCAACAGGGAUUCAAAGUCGAAGGAAAAAGAUACUUGACGUGUAUGCUAACGUAUGUGACGUUGCAGAAGGUCUGAGCCCUACGGAGCUGCCAUUUGACUGCCUGGAGAAGACCAGCCGAAUGCUCAGCUCGACCUACAACACAGAGAAAGCCAUAGUGAAAACGUGGCGUCACCUCGCCGAGAGCUUUGGGCUGAAGAGGGACGAGAUCGGCGGGAUGACGGAUGGCAUGCAGCUGUUUGACCGCAUCAGCACGGCGGGCUACAGCAUCCCUGAACUGCUCACCAAACUGGUGCAAAUCGAGCGAUUGGAUGCUGUUGAAUCCUUGUGUGCAGACAUUCUGGAGUGGGCACAAGCAAUGCCGGCUCCUGAACCAGCUGGGACAUCCUGA